AUGGCCAUGGUCGUGGACGUAGUCAACAACAAGGCAGGCAUCCCGGGUUCUGGAAACGUGCCCGUGGCCAUGACCUUCACAACGGACCUGGCCAAGUUCGUUACCGCAGCCCUGACCCUACUGAAGUGGGAGCAAAAGACGUAUCUUAUUGGUGACAAAUUGACGUGGAACCAGCUCGUCGAGCUCGCUGAAGCGCUCAAGACUGUCAAGUCUAAUGUUUGA
Messenger RNA from Colletotrichum fioriniae, 222 nucleotides. Lineage: Eukaryota; Fungi; Ascomycota; Sordariomycetes; Glomerellales; Glomerellaceae. The record is from RefSeq and is a predicted model, not a curated record.